Messenger RNA from Penicillium odoratum, 2058 nucleotides. Its product is annotated as ankyrin repeat domain-containing protein. Lineage: Eukaryota; Fungi; Ascomycota; Eurotiomycetes; Eurotiales; Aspergillaceae. The record is from RefSeq and is a predicted model, not a curated record. Bases 1 to 2058 code for a protein of 685 amino acids. Gene Ontology annotation, molecular function: protein binding. The transcript has 4 exons.
AUGAUCCAGCUCCUUUGUGCUUCGGGAGCAACGCCUGAAGUGAUGAGAAUUUCCGUGAUCCAAAAAGAUCAGGGCCGAGGCUCUCUCUGGUCUUCCAGCAAUAUUAAGAUUCUUUCUUUGCUUCUCGAACUCGGCGCAGACCCAGAAACUUUUGUCACCGACGGACCAAGAGGCUUCCCCCUUAUAAGUGCUGCUUCUGAGGGAGAGGUUGAAGCUGUUGGACUUCUUUUAGAUGCUGAAGCACGACCGGACUUGGCUACUUUGGAUUUCGGGACUGCAUUACAAGCUGCCGCCGCACGAGGUCAUGAAGUCGUUGUUAGGAUUCUCAUCGAGCGUGGUGCAGGUAACCGGGAACAUGCGGCUUUCAAGACACCCAUUCAAUUUGCGGCAAGCGGAGAUCAUAUAGGAAUUGUGCAGACUCUGCUACAGAGUGGAGCUCUGGUAAACUACUGUCCCAGUGUCGCAUGCUUUGGACUCCCCGAAAUCGACAAGAUGUUCUCGCGCUGGGAUGCAAUCCGCCACUUCGAAGAGAUACCGCUUGCAUAUCCUGUCCAGUACGCCGCAAUGAAUCAGAACGUCACUCUUCUUCAACAACUUCUUGCUGCUGGAGCGAAUGUGGACUCCAGGAUCGCAAUUCAAGCAGCUGCAGAAAGUGGAAGCAUCGAGAUUAUGAAAUUGUUGCUAGAUGCCAAGGCAGACAUUAACGCCGACAGUGGCUGGCGAAUGAGUAGAACAGCUCUCCAAGCCGCGAUUGAGAGACGCCAUAAAGCUGCGGUGACAUUUUUGUUGAAAUCUGGCGCUGAUAUCAACGCAAAACCAGCGUUCAAAGAAGGAAUGACUGCAUUGCAAGCGGCGGCAAUGGCCGGCGAGAUGGAAAUUUUCCAAAUGGCCCUAAAGCAUGGGGCGCACGUUAAUGCUCCUGCUGGGCCCGAGAGUGGACUCACAGUGCUUAAAGCUAUAAUCAAGCACGAGAAUCUCGCUAGUCUCAAGAUCGUGCUUCAGGCAGGCGCAGAUGUGAACGAACGAUCGUCCAAUGCAAACCCGUCACUUGCUUACUCUGACUACAUAGCCUCAGAUAAGUCACCGCUCCAAUAUGCGGCGUAUUUAGGAUGGCUUGAUGGUGUCCAAUGCCUCCUAGAUUGGGGAUCGGAUAUUGACGCGCCCCCUCUUCAUUCCGAUUACAAGGCAUGCUCAGCAUUGGGGUUUGCCAUUGGAAAUGACAAUGAGGAUGUAACUGGAUUGCUGCUUCGAAACGGUGCUGAUCCAAAUACUCCUGCAUGCAAUUAUGAGCAUGCACCGAGUGCCUUUAUUCUGGCUCUCUCGCGAGGCUGCUCAACUGAAACAAUAGAGCUCUUUCAGCGAAAUAACGCCGAUAUCACCAGUUGUUGGGGCACUGAAUCAGCACUCGAGAUUUCAGUUUCUAGCCAUGCAGCCGAUGUUGUUGAAAUGAUCAUCAACUUGAUGUCACAGCUUCCUGCAGCAGAUUUUGGCUGGAAGCCCAAUUAUGACAUUGUGAAAAUGCUCCUUCAGGCUGGUGCGGAUACCAACGCGACGGAUCCUGACACCCAGGAGACAUUACUUCAGAAGUCUAAUUGUGCAAGCGAUUUCGAUGUCGUUAAACUUCUUCUUGAACACGUGGCUGAGGUGAACAUACCGGCGACAAAGACGAAAGGGACGCCAUUGCAGGAUGCAAUAUUGAUUGAGCAAGUGGAAAUCGCACAGCUUCUUCUUGAGCAUGGUGCCGAUAUCAAUGCUCCUCCAUCUGAGGAAGAGGGUGCUACAGCGCUUCAGGCAGCUGCCCUACAUGGGUAUUAUAGCCUAGUCCUAAGGCUGCUAAGAGACGGUGCUGAUGUUGCUGCCGCGCCAUCAGCCAUCUCCGGCAGAACAGCAAUAGAUGGAGCUGCUGAAAAUGGCCGUCUAGAUAUACUGCAGCUGCUGUUAAACGCAUAUAGGGACCGGCUAGAUUUGGCACUCGUCUGUAGCGACGCUGCAUCUGUCGCAGAACUGGAAGGUCAUACAGGGAUAGCAAGCUUUCUGAGAACCUACAAAGCCCCCUAA